AUGAACGAUAACGUCGCUGUCUCCUUUGCCCAGGCUCGCUGGAUGUUCAGGGCACCAAAGACUGCUGGUGCGGCCAUAGAUGUUGCUCUGUGGCCACCGUACGCCCGCCGCCGCCACAUCUUCAGCGACACUGAUGUUGACUUCGCCGUCAUUUCGAGGUGGUCCAUGGAAAUCCACAACAGCUUGAUGCAGAAGUGUCAAGUCUGCGUCAACGCCCUCCUCAUCGCCGAUAGCGACCUCGAGCAUAUCCGCCGGUCCAGAACGUGUGCCGACAGGGAGUAUGCCGCGCGUCGCGCAGUGCUGGGUUCAGCCGUGGCUGGAGACGAACAAGCUUUCAGCGCGCGCCUUCGAGGACUGGCUGCUCUGCGUCUUGAGAAGAAGAGGAUGGACGAGCUGAGUUUGGAGACUCAGCGUACGGUCGAGAAGUUGCGGAAGAAGCUGGUGGAUCUGGAUCGUGAGCAGGUCAAGCACGGGGAGCUGGAGAUAAUGCUCUGGGCCUGA
Molecule: messenger RNA, 501 nt
Organism: Dothidotthia symphoricarpi CBS 119687
Lineage: Eukaryota; Fungi; Ascomycota; Dothideomycetes; Pleosporales; Dothidotthiaceae
Exons: 2
Coding region: 1-501 (166 amino acids)
Source: RefSeq, a predicted model, not a curated record